GAACAUUGAACCCACUUUUAAUCUGAUCGACAAUGGCAACCAAGAACAAUAAUCAAAUCAUCAUUUCAAAAACCUCAAAUUAAUCACAUCACAUCACAGUAUCACACUUAUACCAAAUAAACCUCUAAUUUUUACAUCAAACAUAAUAAUAAUAAUAAUCACUUCCAUAAAACAUAAAAUUUAUUUAAAAUGAGAGAUGAUGAUCCCUUACCAGUAUCAAUAACACCUAAUAAUAAUACACCUAUACAUACAUCUUCAUCUUCAUCAUCUGUAUCUAUAUCUAUAUCUAACAAUAUUAACAAAAAAGAAACUCCAGAUUCAACCAUUUUCAAAAAGAACAGUUACAAAUUCUACGCAUUUUCCGCCAUUAUCCUCCUUGCAUUCUGGUCAAUCUUCACCGGCACCGUCACUCUCCGUCUCUCCGUCGGCAACCUCAACCGGCUAUCCGAUGACAUCGCCGGCGGUGGAGCUCCUGUUUAUGACGAUUUUGAUGUGCUUGAAAUUGAGGAGAGAGAGAAGGUUGUGAAGCAUAUGUGGGAUGUAUACAUUAACAGCCAUAGGAUGAAAUUACCGCGAUUUUGGCAGGAAGCGUUUGUGGCUGCUUAUGAGGAUUUAGCUAGUGAUGUGGUUCAAGUUAGAGAAGCUGCGAUUUCCGAGAUUGCUAAGAUGUCGUUGAGCUCGAUUAUUGGUGUUGAUCCUCCUCCUGUUAAAUCUACGAAUUUGCAAGAACUGAGCUUAAGGCACGCAGAGCAGAACAAGAUUGGGCUUCCAUUGAAGUAGUCUAUAACUUGAAGAAAACCGAUGAUUAUAUCCAAGAGUGUAUCACCAUUCUUUUAUACAGGUUGAAUCUACUCCUUAAAUUUCUUUUGUUGUUUUGUAGUUUGUAAAAGGCAGGUUUUAGAAUUUAUACCACUGUUUCAUAUGUUCUUUACACGAAAGAUAUUGACGCUUUUCAAUUGUAUUUAUUUAUUUUGGAAAUAGAUUUACAUAUUUACUUC
Messenger RNA from Erigeron canadensis, 998 nucleotides. RefSeq lists its product as uncharacterized. Bases 190 to 780 code for a protein of 196 amino acids. Lineage: Eukaryota; Viridiplantae; Streptophyta; Magnoliopsida; Asterales; Asteraceae. The transcript has 3 exons. The record is from RefSeq and is a predicted model, not a curated record.